AUGGACAUAUUAAACAGAUUUAGGCAGCGAGUACAGGAGAAUCUAGCUGAGUCUACGAGAGAUAUCGAAUUUGGUUCAAAUAUACGUAUAGCAGAUACACCGAGCGACAAACUCACAGAUAUCGUUCCAAAGUUAUCGUCUAAUAAAGAUAUAGAAGUUAUAGAUGCACUCAAGCGAGUUCUUGUUUUGUUAUCUCAUAGUAGAGAUCUCUCGACGCUCUUCCCGUCGAUUAUCAAGCUCAUAUCAUCCCGGAAUUUUCAGAUAAAGAUCCUUGCGUAUGUUUAUCUGACGAGAUACGCAAAGAUAUGUCCAGAUUUGGCCAUGUUAAGCGUCAAUACGUUUCAGAAAGACUCAAGUCAUGUUUCACCACUCGUACGAGCCCAAUCUAUACGUGUACUCUCGAGCAUAAGCUCUGAGGAUGUGGCACCAGUUUGCUUAUUAUGUGUCAAGCGGGCUGCGAAAGAUGCUAACCCGUAUGUACGCAAAGCGGCUGCUUUGGCCAUACCAAAAUGCUAUGAAUUGGAUGAAUCGAGUUACGAGGAUUUGAGGGAACUAGCAUUGGAUUUGAUGACUUCAUCUUCGUCAAUACCAAUCGGCUCGGCUAUCUACGCGUUCAACAAGAUACAUCCAGAAGUUGAGAACCUCAAUGAUAGUAUGUUUGCAUUGCAUCCGGUAUUUAGGCAUCUUGUUAGACAGCUAGUCGAGUGCGAAGAAUGGUCCCAGUUAGUUAUCAUAGAUUUGUUGACUCGGUAUAGCAGAAUGUUUUUGCCAAAACCGGAGGGUGAUGAAUCGAUAGACAAAGACCUCGACGACUUCCUCAGAAUCUGUCAAUAUCUCCUAGGAAGCCAAAACAUUGCAGUCACUGCUAAAGCAUCCAAGACUAUUUUGCUGUUGGGUACACCUUCCUAUAAGAAGAAGGCGUUGCGUUCUCUUCUCCGUUCGAGGAAAGAUUCACCUGAAAUGGCAAUGUACGUUCUGCUCACGAUGGCACACAUCUCAGAAUCAGAUCCAGAAUCGAUAGCUCCGUUUUUGACUUGCUUUUUUAUUGUCAAGGAUGAAACACUAUCGAUUAAAGUUAUAAAAUUGAACAUCAUUAGAAAUAUAAUGACUUAUCUAAAUGAGUCUCAGUUAAUCGCACUGGCUAAAGAACUAAAAUGUCACAUGCUAGAUCCUGAUACUACAUUCGCCGCUCAAGUGAUUGACACCAUUGGGUAUUUGACCCAUACAACAGAGAAGGCCUCAGAGUUUGCUUUUAAAGUACUCGCUUCCUCUUCGGUAUCUUCUAACAAGGUAUUGAGUCAGAAAUCGAUAAUACAACUGCGAAAUUUCAUGAAUAAUCAUAUUCGCCAGAGCUUUUACUUGCGAAAGCUUCUAAAAAGAAUGUUUGGUGGUAGCAUUGAAGACGACGAUGCAAGGGCUGCUCUGAUAUGGAUAGUUAGCCAGAUAAUAAGUAAUCCACCAGACGAUGAAGUUUACAAUAGCGGUGAAGAUAUUAUCUGGAAGUAUGCUCCGGAUAUUCUCCGCAAAUCUGUCUUGGGAUUUAGUGAAGAAGGUAUUAAGACACAAAUGCAAAUUAUAAAUCUCGCAGCUAAGAUGAUGACAAGCGUUCCAAACGUAUCAGAAGUACAUAUUCUAGCUCGUAAGGUCUUCAUGUUAUCCAACUACAUGGUGGAUGUUGAUUCAACGAACCUGAAACACCUCGAUGCACAAAAUAGACGACAAGCAUUAGUGAACGCAGUUAGAGGCGUUAUUGGUACUGAAGAAUAUUCUACUGAUCAAAUGCCGAGAAUAGUUUUGCGUCGUCUACAAGCUUCGCUAGUUCUGGAUACCUCCACAAAGGAUCCACACACAGUUGAUAAAAUAGCGUCACUCCCUCAGAAAGCAAACCCAGUGAAGAUACAGGAUGAUAUUCUAAUGGAUCUUCUACCAGAAUGGUCGAAAGAUGACUUGCCAAGUGCGGAUGUGAGGAUGGAGACAUACCCAAAGGGUUAUCCAGAGGAGAGCACCUCCACACCUACCGCUAAACCAGGAAUAGAGCCUGUUGUUCCAUUAAAAGACAGCAGCGAGGUCGUUGAAAUCCCAGAGGCUGACGAAGAUAUGCUAGAUGACGAUUUAGAGAAGUUCCUAGAUAGCGACAGUAGUAGUAAUUUAAGUGACAAUUAAUAUUUUU
Molecule: messenger RNA, 2170 nt
Organism: Wallemia mellicola CBS 633.66
Lineage: Eukaryota; Fungi; Basidiomycota; Wallemiomycetes; Wallemiales; Wallemiaceae
Product: ARM repeat-containing protein
Exons: 6
Coding region: 1-2163 (720 amino acids)
Biological process (GO): vesicle-mediated transport; intracellular protein transport
Cellular component (GO): membrane coat
Source: RefSeq, a predicted model, not a curated record